This is a messenger RNA of Caenorhabditis angaria, 5785 nucleotides long. The record is from the annotation of a GenBank genome assembly. NCBI's taxonomy places the organism in Eukaryota, Metazoa, Nematoda, Chromadorea, Rhabditida, Rhabditidae.
AUGGAGGUUUUGAACCAGACCCAUCAACAACAUAGUGGCGGUGGUUCAAAUAUGAUGCAAAUUCAAACUGGCAGCACAUCAGAUAGAUUAUUGACGGUGAAUAAUUCGACUGGUAUGGUUGAAAUGAGUGUCACCGUACCUCGAUUCACACAUAAUAACAAGGUUGGUUGAUUUAUCCUGAUUUUUUUCGCGGUUUUUCUGCAAUUGUGUGUUUCUGUGUUAUCAGCUGGUUUUUCUUGUUGUAAAUUUCAAAUUUAAUAUUAUUGACGUGAUGAUUGUUUUUUGUUGUUUAUUGCACAUUUUUUUUUCGUUUGGAUUGACGUUUCUUUUUUUCUCGAAGAAAUUUUCGGAUCCGAAAUAGUUUUAUUUUUAUUUUUAAAGAUUUCGAAAUAUUUCAUUGAGAUCUGUGUUGAAAUUGUCGAUAAAUGUAUAUAUAGGUUUUUGUAGAAAACCACCUGCACUUGUUUUUGAAGUUUUUUGAUUUUUUGAGUUCUGUGUGUAUAAUUUUAGACUGAUAUAGCUACUCUUUCGACAAAAAUCAAUAAUCCAGAAAAAAUAUUUUUUAAAAAUUAAUGAUGCUGAAGUUCAUGAAAACAAUAUUUUCAAAAAUUAUUUUGUUUCAAAGUUUUUCCUUUCAAAUUCUGGAAGUUUUUAAAAAUUUUUUGUGGAAAUGUAUAAUUUUGGAUUUUGUGUAUACCUUGAGCUUUGGAAACUUGAUAAAUAAAUUUCCUGAAAACAUUUCCAUCUGUUUUUUUUUGAACUUUCAAGAUUCUGAAAUAGAAACGCGUUAUCUGACAAAUUCAAUUUUUCUUCAUAAAUUUGGAAAGCGUAUUUUUACCUGAAAAACAACUCCUAUAUUCUCUUAAAUAUUAUUAUCCAUAACUUUUUAAUUCAACAUUUUUCCCAAGAUUUCACUUCUCUUUAGACCUCUCGUAUCAUAUCAAAAAAACGUUCGGUAAAAAAUAUCUCAAAUCACCUGUUUUUUUCAAUUUUGUUUUCUGAAUUAUUAAUUUUGAAUUUCCUUAUAUUGAUCUUGAUGUCAUGUUUUUUAUCUCAACUUCUUUUUUAUCGGACGUCUCACAGCAGUUCCGUUUCUGCAAAAGCACUGUUGAUUAUGUUUUAUCAUUUCGAAAAUUCCGAAAUUCCGAAGUGAUUGAUUUGACCUAUUAUUUACUAGGAAUGACUCAAAAAUAAUAACAACAAACCCACUCGUAUGCUCAUCUAAAUCACGAUUGUUUAUCAAAACUUUGCAUGCACUUCAACCUUAAAAAUAACAACAAUUGCCACUUUAUCUAUCCAUAAAUAUGUAUAACAUUCCAGAUUCUUCAUCAUUCUCAUCAACAACAUUCACAACAAAAGUACACACCUUUCAAACAAUCAAUGGCAAAAGAUCAUCAUCAUCUUCAACAACAACAAAAUCGAAAUUUGACAACAACAUCGUCGAGUUCUUCACUAUUCAACGAUCAGGUUAGUAAUUUGACCUUUUUUAUUUUGCUCUUCACUAUCAUCUUAUUGUUUUUUUUUUUGAAAAAAAAUAAGCAAAAAAUGAGAAGAAAGAGAAAAGUAUAGUUGCUUUUGAGCUUGAAAUGAUCUGAUAUAUAUCUGUUUUUUCUUUUUCAAGGAAUCAUCGAUUAACUCGUCAACAUGUAAUGAGGUGAUUGAAGUUCAACAAAUUCCAUCUCAACAACAAUCACCGAUUUUGUUGCAAUCAACACCUACGAUUGUGACGACAACAACUUCAAAUAAUAAUGUUGGAGGAGGAAAUAAUGGGGUCAAACAAUUGAGUGAUUUCAAAGUGCAGGAGUUGAAACAUGAGUGCAAGAUUCGGAACUUGCCUGUUUCAGGUGAAUAUUUUGGGAGAACGGGUAAUAAAAAUAAACUCAGAAUCAGAGAAAAAUAUAACAAAUUUUGGAAAUAUAUACUUACGAGAAUCUGAUAAAGAUUUUUCGAUAAAAAAAAGUGAUGGGUUUAAUAUAAAUUCAUAGUUUUUCAACUGACUCAUACCGAAUUUAGGAAAAAAAAUUGUUCUUCUUUCCGAAAUGAAAAUCCCAAGUUCCCAAUCUGAAAAAAAUUAAAGUAAUUAGUGGGUAUUUCUCAAUCAUAGCAAUUUUUUAAAGAUUUGCCAAUUUUAUAUUCCCAGGGUAACGCUCCGAAUUCGAUUCUGAUUUAAUUUCAAAUUUUAAAAAUGAUGUGUUAAAAAAUAUAAUGUUCUUUCAAUGAAACACCAAAAAUUUCGAAAUUUUUCUUCAAUUUUUCCAAUUCUGUGUAAAAUUUGGGAAAAUGUUCUAAUUUCCUGUUUAUUUUCAGUAAUUUCCGAUUUUUCGAAAAUUCAAAAUAACUUUUUUUGCACCGAAUUCCUAUAUUAUUUUAAAAUUGGAAUACUGAUACACAUUUUCAAAUAAGCAACACAGUGUAUUCCUUUUAUUUCAAACUUUGCACUUUUUGUUGUCUCCUGAACUUUUCAUCCAAAAAUUCCCAAACAUUCUUCUUAUUUCAAAAGUGCGUCUAUACACACCCGCCACGUUUCAAAUGACCAGUCAAAGAUCAUCAAAAUGACAACUGUUACCCAUUGUUUUUUGUCUUGACACAAAAACAACACAUUCUCGUCAGAACCCCCUCAAAAACUUGGGAAUAAAUCAAAAACAACUUUAUCUUGUGCAUUUUUUUUGCAGGAGCCAAACCUCAAUUGAUCGAAAGAUUGCGUCCAUAUCAAAAAGAAAUUCUCGAAUCGAAAAUGCAAUUUGAUAUUUUUCCACAAACACCUUCAGAGGAGGUCUAUAACAUGAGCUCAUCAUCUUCUCCAAAAUCCAAUCAUAGGUUUAUCUUUAUCUUUUUUUUUUUGUGAUGCUUAUGUUUCUAUUACACUGAUCAUUGAGCAUCAAGACGUAGUAUUUCCACUCUGAUUUCAUUUUCAUUUCAAUUGUUUUUAGCUCAACAUUGGUGAUCAACAAUUUCUUGCAACAACAACAUCAAAAAACCGAAAUGCAGAAAAACUCUCAAGUUGUUCAGGUAAACAUUUUUUUUGCAUCUUUUACCCAAACAAUAAUAAAUCAAAGUAAUAUUACAAUAUUUUGACCUCUGCUCCAUUUCUUCCGGGUUUUCAUCUUUUUUUUUCAUAAAUAAUGCAUCUCUAGUUGUAAUCAAUUAAAAAAGUUUUUUUUAGCUUGUUGAUGGAUCGGGCAAAGUUCUUGGAUUGGCACGAGUACAAUAUCCAGCACAAAAACAAAUGGAAUCACCAAUCAAUUUGAGUCCACCAACUCCGACUUCAAGUUAUAAUAAUAGUCAACAGUUUAUUCAAAAAACUGAUAAUAAUAUUUAUCGUUUUUCACAACUUGGAUCUGGCGGACAAUUCACAUUGGCUUCAGAAUACUCACAAGAAGAACCAUAUAAUGUUCAAAAACAAGAAGAUUCAAGGAAUAUGUAUGUGUCUCCAAAUCCAACUGUUUAUACUCAUCAACCUCAACAACAAAAAUUUGAAGAAUGUAGAAUGUUGCCACCUCAACAAAAAAUGCAGCAACAACCCCAAGUGCUCCAUAAAAGGUAAGUGAUUCAAAAUGUUUUUUAGUAUGACUUUUUCAAAAUCCCCAAUCGUUUGAAGUUCUCACAAUAUUUUAACAAUCUGAAAAAUCCGAAACCACACCUUUGCCCCCUCCCGAAUAUUUAUCCCACAAACAAUAAUCAAUCAUUUUUAGUAGUAUGAGUCUUCAAGACAGCCCAUGUGCAGCAGAUCAAGCCGGAAAAUCGCCGAACAUGCCAAUCAGUGAGCAGAUGAGCUCCUCCUCCUCCUCGUCAUGCACAAACACAAACAACAGUAGUAACAUUGGUACUACUAGUAGUUUUCAAGAGAUUUUCAACGAUGAGACGACGAGAACAUCAACACCACCUCAUCAACAGCAACAACAGCAGCCAUCAACAAGUUCUAUGGUUUUUGAUACGCAGAAAUUGUGAGUUUUUCUGAAAAGAACAACUGACGUUUAUUUGCUUCGCCUUCUUUUUUUCUGAUAUAAUAUGAGAAAAAAAAAGAAGAAACAACAUAUCAAUAUCAGGUCUCGGAAUGUAGUAAUUUUGGUGUCAUAGGGUUAUGCUAAAUGCAGGGGGUCUAAAAGUUUUUUGAAAGUUUUGAAUUUGGUUUGAAUUAAAUAUAUUCGAAUAUCACAAAUAAUUAUUAUUUUGAAAAAUUUUGACCAAAAACAACAAUUCACAAAAAUUCUUAUUUCACAACUAUUUCCAGACUAUCACCAAAAACUUUGCAAAUCCAUGAAGAAAUGAUCCGUGAGCAACAAAAACAAAUCAACGAAAUCAUGACUCUAUUGGGAAAAAAUCAAAAACUUCUGAAAGAGCAACAAGAACUCAUUCUGACUGCCAAAAAAGAGCAACAAAAAUAUAAGCAGAAAAUGAAUAAACUGUCAGUGAUGGAUCAAAAAGUUGUUGUGAAAAGCUCCAACGAUUUCCGUCAAUUGAAUCGCCAACAUAUUCAACAAUUUUUGGCUCAUAAAGCACAACAACAACAGAUUACUGAGCACACUGAUGAGCAUAAUCGAUUGCAUAAGACAGAGACGAGAUUGGUGGAAGAGUUGCAUGUUGGAACUGCGGUUGAAGAUAUUGUUAGAUUGAUAAAACAGGUCAGUUGAGAUUUCAGUCUUUUAAAAAAAAUAUAUACCUAUCAACCCACAAACUCAAUAUUUCAGGACGCCAGAACAGCUCUCUUAAUAGUGAGCCUUCUCCACAAAUAUCGUGUCGAAAGAGAUCAACAACAUCUAACCUCAGCUACCCAACUUCAACCAAAAAAGGUCAAGGAAAUGAGCCCGCCUCUCACUAUUCCAAAGAAGAAGCAAUCUGUACAUAAUAUGAAUCUCAAUCUUACCAAUACCGCCACCAUUUCUACUCCAACUCCAAGAAAAGCUCAGAAGCGAGCCUCAACAACACCACAACCAGCACCAAUUGCUCCACAACAACCGAUUCAAAGAGAGCGUGAAAAUGUGGAUAUGGAAGAGAUUUUCAAAAGUGUGAUUGAAGAUGCAUCGAGAAGCACAUCAAAAACAACCUCGCUUCUCCAUCAUCCACAACAAGUUCAAUCUCAACCAACUCAAAUCACACCUCUUUCACCACACGUUUCGACAAUGGUGAUUCAAAUUGAAGAAUCGCCAAAAGUUCAACAACAAAAUUAUGAAAUGCAAUAUGAUUAUGAUAAUGGAAUUCAAACCCAACAAGUUCAACCACAAAUUGUUAUGGAGAAUGGAAAUAUGUUUGAAACUGUAGGUUUUUCAGAUGAGAAAUAUAUCAGAUGAUGUUUAGCUUUGAGAAAAAUUAGAUAAAACUAGAAGAAGUUCAUUUUCAAUAUUUCAUAAAUUGAUUUGAGAUUUAGAAAUUAACGUUUUGUUUCCAAAUGUCCCACAGAAUUAUUUCAUUUUUUUAUAGGAAGCAUUCCCGAACAUUGAUGAAAUGGUCGCUAAUAUGAAUGAAAGUGAGUUCUAAACCACAAAACACUAUAAAAUAUUUAAAUAAAAAUCUUAUUUUUCAGAUGACGAUCUUAAAAUCAAUCUUGACAGCGAUGAACUCGCAACAAUUCUCGGCGAUGAUUGGAUUAAUACAGCAAGCCGAAAUAUCAACAAUCAUGGUCAAUAUGAUCCACAAACACCAAACACCUCAAUUGAGCAACAACAUCGAUUUGAUGAGCAGGUAAAUUUUCAUAUUUUUUCAAUUAGUUUGAAAAUAAAAAUUGAAUUGUUUUCAGCAAAACAUGGAUUGGCUCGAUCAGAUGAUUCAAAAUGGCUCGUAUGAAUAA